Messenger RNA from Apodemus sylvaticus (European woodmouse), 2530 nucleotides. Its product is annotated as HEAT repeat-containing protein 5B-like. NCBI's taxonomy places the organism in Eukaryota, Metazoa, Chordata, Mammalia, Rodentia, Muridae. Gene Ontology annotation, biological process: retrograde transport, endosome to Golgi; intracellular protein localization; endocytosis. The record is from RefSeq and is a predicted model, not a curated record. Gene Ontology annotation, cellular component: Golgi apparatus; endocytic vesicle; membrane.
GUUGGCAUUAAGAACAUCAAUAAUGGACCUAGCUCACAGUUUAUUGCUAAAUGAAGAAGCAUUGGCUCAGAUUACGGAGGCAAAGGGACCUGUGUUCAUCUUUGAAUGGUUAAGAUUUCUUGAUAAAGUCCUAGUUGCUGCCAACAAGACUUGGUCUCUUCAUUCACUUGCCCUGAGAGUGGAUUCUAGUGGCCCAAUGUACCGUGGGUACUUGGAACCCACCCUGUCCCUGGUUGUUUCCUUGCUGCUGACAGUUCCACCUUCACACACAGAAGUUCACCAGUGUUUGGGCAGAUGCUUGGGGGCCACCAUAACUACUGUUGGACCAGAGCUGCAGGGAAAUGCAGUCACCAUUUCCACCAUCCGCUCUUCUUGCUUGGUGGAUUGUGCCAUCACCCAGGACCACUCUGAUUCUCUGCUUCAGGCAGCUGCCAUCUCUUGCCUUCAAGAGCUUCACAUGUUUGCCCCACGACAUGUCAAUCUGUCCAGCCUUGUUCCAAGCCUUUGUGUAUAUGUGGUUGCUAUGAAUAUUAAGAAAGAAGCUGAGUCAAAACCAAAGGGAGCAAUGAAAAAUACUGAUGAUGAUGACGACGAUUAUGGUGGCAUAGACGAACUGCCUCCAGACAGUUUAAUAACCCUGGUGCAGCCUGAACUGCCGACACUCAGCCGCCUGUGGCUGGCAGCAUUGAGAGACUAUGCACUUUUGACUUCCCCAGCUGAGUUUUCCAGUCAGCUUCCCGCAGAUGGGGGAGCAUUUUAUACUCCCGAAACCAUUGAUACAGCAAGACUUCACUACCGGAACUCCUGGGCCCCAAUUCUCCAUGCAGUGGCACUCUGGUUAAACAGCACAGGAUUUAUAUGUCAAGAGUGCACAGAAGCAACAACUGAGUCUGGUGUACAGAAACGCUCCCCAGCGGUCAGUUUAAAGCAGGUUCCAGGAGCAAUGGCUAGUGCGGAAGCCUUGCCAGAAGUUAACAAGGACAGAAUGCACCUGACCCUAGGUGUGAGUAUACAGUUUCUUUGUUCCCCUCGACCAGAGGAGCCCAUUGAACAUGUUACAGCAUGCCUGCAGGCCUUACAUACCUUACUGGGUUCUCCUUAUGCACGAAUCCACAUUGUGGAAGAUCAGCUGAUUGGUGUUGAGCUGCUAAGUGUCCUGCACCACCUGUUACUGACCUGGAACCCACCCGCUAUCCAUCUGCUGGUCACUGGAGUUGUGCAGCAGAUUGUCAGGGCUGCUCAGGACUAUGGACAGGAAAAGAGAAGCGCUCUAAAUGAAGAGGAUGUGGAAAAAGAGUCCUGUCCUACAUUAGGAGAAGGGGGUGACACCGGUGGCCUCAUUCCUGGAAAGUCCCUUGUGUUUGCAACCAUGGAGCUGAUGAUGUUCAUUUUAGUACGGCAUAUGCCACACCUGAGUACCAAGAUGUUGGACUCUCCAAGUCACAUGGUCACGAAAACUCAGCUGUCAGAGGAAAGUACUCGCUUGGUGGCAGCCACGGUGGCCAUUCUCUCAGAUCUGCCAUCGCUUUGUUCACCGGCUGGAUGUAUGACAAUCCUGCCCACAAUUCUGUUCUUAAUUGCAAGAAUAUUGAAAGACACAGCAAUAAAGUCUGCGGACAACCAGGUUCCUGCCCCAGUCAGUGCAGCUCUUCAGGGAAUAAAAAGUAUCGUGACUCUGUCCAUGGCCAAAACUGAGGAAACUCAGAGACAGUGGACAGCUCUAAUUCGGAGCACUCUUGCCUGCAUCCUGGAAUAUUCUCAACCAGAUGACUGUAUGCCCGCGCCUGAUGAAGCGAGCAUGCUUACAGCCAUUGUGCUCUUCCUGUGGUCUGCCAGCAGUGAAAUAAUAGGAGUGCAGUCCCUGCAGAAUGGCUGCGUGAACAGAUUUAAAAGUGCCCUGAACUCAUGUGACCCAUGGGUUCAAGCCAAAUGCUACCAGCUUCUCCUCUCGGUCUUCCAGCAUUCCAAUCGCGCGCUUUCUACUCCCUACAUCCACUCAUUAGCCCCACUAGUGGUCGCGAAGCUGAAAGCUGUGGAGAAAAACAGACCAGCCAGUAGCACGGAACUUCUGGCUGUCCAAGAAGGAAUUAAAGUUCUUGAAACAUUGGUUGUUCUUGGGGAAGAACAGAACAGAGUCCAGUUACUCGCUCUUCUAGUGCCCACUCUGAUUUCUUACCUGCUGGAUGAAAGUUCUUUUGCCUCAGCAAGUCCGAUCUCCAAAGAUCUUCAUGAGUUUGCACUCCAGAACUUAAUGCAUAUUGGACCUCUGUACCCACAUGCUUUCAAGACAGUGAUGGGGGCUGCUCCUGAACUGAAAGCUCGCCUAGAGACUGCUGUCCGAGCCAGCCAGGCAAGCAAAGCUAAGGCAGCCGCCAGGCAGCCUGCCCCCAUCACACAUUCUGCACCAACAAUCAAGCUGAAAACAAGCUUUUUGUAUUGUGCCUUUCCAUUCAUCUGUAUCUAUUUUUUUCUCAAACAUUUACCAUGUUAUAGAUUAAUACUAACAUGCACAUAAUAUAUUACAAUGGUC